AUGUCCGGCUUCCUCAACUCCAUCGGCCGCCUGCGUGCGCCCAAGCGCUCCCCCAUCCCCACACAGCUGGGACAGACUGGCGCGUACGAUGCCCCCCUCGUCUCGCCCGGCGCCGAGCUCGCUCAGUCUCCCGGUAGCCCAGGACCCAAGCCGCUCUUCCUCUGCCAGCCGUUCGUCAAGGCAGCUCUCGUGAAGGGCAGCUUCAAGACCAUCGUCGCGCCUCCAAAGUACGUCGACGUCAACGAGUGGGUCGCUAUCAACCUGUUCGACUUUUACCACAACUUGAACCACUUUUACUCUGCCCUCACCGAGUUCUGUACUAUUCAGCAUUGCCCGACCAUGUCGGCAGGGCCUUCGCUCAACUUUCUUUGGCCAGACCAGAACCAGCGUCUUGUAUCGCUGCCGGCACCUACGUACAUCGACUUUGUCAUGAGCUGGCUCCAGAAGUUGCUCGAGGAUGAGAAUGUCUUCCCCACAAAGUCGGGUCGCGACUUCCCUACCUCAUUCGCAUACACUGCGAAACACAUUUACAAGCACCUUUUCCGCGUGUUUGCGCACCUCUACCACGCCCACUUUGAGCAGGUGGUCCACCUCUCGGUCGAGGCACACUUCAACUCGCUGUUCGCCCACUUCCUGGCGUUCGGCAAGGAGUUUGACCUCCUGGUUAUGAAGGACCUCAUGACCCCACAGGGUAUGGGUCAGGGCGUUGCCGAGCUCGCUGAGAGGUGGAGGGAGAUGGGUAUUCUGGAGGUGUAA
Messenger RNA from Apiotrichum porosum, 756 nucleotides. RefSeq names its product Maintenance of ploidy protein mob2 (gene MOB2). The record is from RefSeq and is a predicted model, not a curated record. NCBI's taxonomy places the organism in Eukaryota, Fungi, Basidiomycota, Tremellomycetes, Trichosporonales, Trichosporonaceae. The coding region runs from base 1 to 756 and encodes 251 amino acids. Gene Ontology annotation, molecular function: protein kinase activator activity. Gene Ontology annotation, cellular component: cytoplasm; nucleus. The transcript is spliced from 5 exons. Gene Ontology annotation, biological process: signal transduction; cell division; positive regulation of protein phosphorylation.